AUGGGUCCCCUGGCAGGGCCUGGUGUGUUGCUGUUGCUUCUCAUGAACCUUUCCCAAAGCCCAGGACUGAAGUGUGGAAUUCGUGCAGUCAAUUUGAAAAGUAAGGAACCUACCGUACAACCUGGGUUCUUCUCUAGAAUUAUUAGCUGGAGAAAUUCAACAGUAGGUGGACAUCCAUGGCAGGUCUCCCUAAAAUUAGGCAAACACCAUGUCUGUGGAGGAAGCUUGGUUCAAGAUGAACUGGUUGUUACAGCAGCACGCUGCCUGUAUAGCUUCAAUGAGAAGCAACUUAAGACUCUAACUGUGACUCCUGGGGAGUAUAACCUCUUUCAGAAGGAUAAGCAAGAACAGUAUAUUCCUGUCUCGAAAAUUGUUAUCCAUCCUGAAUAUAACAGUCUUGGACAUAUGAGUCCUGAUAUUGCACUGCUGUAUCUAAAACACAAAGUCAAGUUUGGAACUGCUGUUCAGCCAAUCUGUCUUCCUCAGAGAGAUGAUAAAUUUGAAGCAGGGAUUCUUUGCAUGACCAGUGGAUGGGGCAAGAUUUCAGAGUCAUCAGAAUACUCAACUGUCCUACAAGAAGUAGAACUACUCAUCAUGGAUGACAUAACAUGUAAUACUGUGCUCAAGAGUAUGAACCUCCCUUCCCUGGGAAGGACUAUGCUGUGUGCUGGUUUUCCUGAUGUGGGAAUGGAUGCCUGCCAGAGGGACUCUGGAGGACCACUGGUCUGUAGAAGAGCUGAUGGAAUCUGGACUCUUGCUGGGAUAACUUCCUGGGCAGCUGGUUUUACUGGAGGAUUAGCACCUCUAAGAAAUAACCAUAUAACUUCAUCACUUGGCAUUUUCUCCAAAGUGUUUGAGUUGAUGAAUUUUAUCACUCAGAGCAUGAUCACAGAUGUGGACUGGGACCAACCCCUCUCAGAAAUAAGUUCAAGAUAUGUGAUGAAAGCCCUGAAUUCUGUUGGGUAUGGGCACAGAAGCCAGAGGGAAGAGGGUAUUUUAGACUUAGAAAACAAUGUUGGAUGUGAUCAUGACUAUGUAUCUUUACAAUCAAACAAUGGGAUGCUUAUUAGUAAGGUUUGUGGAGAUAUAUUGCCUGCACCAUUGCUGACAGCCACCAAUGAGGCCACAGUUACAUUUGUUUCCGAUACAGAAAACAGUGGCAGUGGCUUUGAGCUUAUCUUUACGGCUGUUCAGAAUUCAGAAGCAGGUUCAGAUUGUGGGAGUGUGGUUAUAUUGGUAAAAGAAGGGGCAGUCCACUCUGACAACUAUCCUGCCUUGUAUCCUAGCAAUAUUAGGUGUCAUUGGUCCAUCCAUCCUUCAAAGAAACGCAUUAUAAAGUUGACAUUUGAGGACUUUACUGUGGAAUUCAACCAAAACUCUGUUCAUGAUGCAGUUGUGAUUUGUGGUGAUUCCGAGGAAGAACAUGAGUUAGUUAAGCUUUGUGGAAUCUUGAACAUCACUCCAGUAUUCCGUCCUAGUAACAUGAUGGUGAUCCUUUUAAAAAGUGAUUUCUGAGACUUUAAAGUUAGAUUUUUUUUUUUACCUUCAGAUUCUUCACACGAAAUUGAGCAGACAUCAUUUCUCAAAUCCAACCCUGUAUCUGCUGCAAAAGCUAUCCGAUAUGAUGUCUGUGGCAUCCCUCAAUUUAGUCCCCAGUGGUUUUCCAGAAGAAUUGCAGGAGGGGACGAAGCCUGUCCCCACUGCUGGCCAUGGCAGGCGGGUCUGAGGUUUCUAGGCGAUCACCAGUGUGGAGGUGCCAUCAUCGACUCAAUGUGGAUUCUGACUGCAGCCCACUGUGUGCAACC
Carlito syrichta (Philippine tarsier) is the source of this 1805-nucleotide messenger RNA. RefSeq names its product ovochymase-1-like. NCBI's taxonomy places the organism in Eukaryota, Metazoa, Chordata, Mammalia, Primates, Tarsiidae. Gene Ontology annotation, molecular function: serine-type endopeptidase activity. The record is from RefSeq and is a predicted model, not a curated record. Gene Ontology annotation, biological process: proteolysis.